Olea europaea var. sylvestris is the source of this 2327-nucleotide messenger RNA. Its product is annotated as F-box/WD-40 repeat-containing protein At5g21040-like. The transcript has 2 exons. Gene Ontology annotation, cellular component: preribosome, large subunit precursor. The coding region runs from base 223 to 1881 and encodes 552 amino acids. The record is from RefSeq and is a predicted model, not a curated record. NCBI's taxonomy places the organism in Eukaryota, Viridiplantae, Streptophyta, Magnoliopsida, Lamiales, Oleaceae. Gene Ontology annotation, molecular function: protein binding.
CGAUCCGCCACAGGAAUCUAGAUAACCCGUCUUCUUCCAUUUUCGGACUCCACAAAAAAGAGAAAUUUGUUCAAGAAUUUCUGUCAUAAAUCGAUUCUUUCCCUCGAAUCAGUGUCCCUGAUAGCGAAGCAAUCGCAGCUUCGUUUCUGAGGAAUUUGAUCAAAUCUAGUGGACUUCGUGUUUUGAAGGUUGCAUUUUUCACUUAGAUAGAUAAGUAUUUUUAUGGCAUUUGAAUGCCACCAGACUGUAAGAAUUGGCUCAAAGGACACCUCAAUAGAUUGCUUAGAUAAUCCGCCCGCAGAAGAAGUUGACAAACGUCAAGUUAUAUCAACUAACAAUAUCAAGAAUUUUACUUCUGAGUCUGACAAUCCAAAAUACACAUCUAUAUUAAAUGCCAAUACACCUUCUGUCAAUGAAAGUUUACCUAAUUAUAUUCGGUCCAUCACUGACCUUCCCCCGGCAUUGAUAUCUGAAAUCCUCAACUGCCUUGAUCCAAAAGAGCUGGGCAUUGUGUCCUGUGUCAACACUUAUUUGUAUAGGCUGGCGUCCGAACACCAUGUGUGGAAGGAGUUUUACUGUGAGAGGUGGGGCCAUCCAAUAACGCUGGCCAAUUUUGGGCCAGGGAAUUCGGACGAGAGAUCAUGGAAGGAGCUGUUUGUGGAUAGGGAUUUCCAUAGCAAGACUUUUAUGGGUCGUUUUAGUAUUGAUACUCUGUAUGGGCAUACUGAAGCAAUUAGGGCAGUUUUUGUAUUGGCUUCUAAGAAGAUUGUUUUUACUUCGGGUUAUGAUCAGAUUGUGAGAAUGUGGGACAUGGAGGAAGGGUUGUCAAUCGCAUCAUCUAGGCCUCUUGGGUGUACGAUUCGUGCAUUGGCAGCCGAUACAAAGGUUUUGGUUGCUGGGGGUACAGAUGGGUUCAUACAUGGUUGGAAGGCAGACGAUGGGAAUGCUCACUUAUUUGAUCUCUGUGCACCAAAAAAUCAGAAUAUGGAAUUUCGGGUUUGGGAACAUGAAGGCCCCAUAACUUGUCUUGCAUUGGAUUUUGGUAAGAUUUACAGUGGUUCUUGGGACAUGACUAUAUGUAUUUGGGAUCGUUCUUCUUUGAAAUGUUUGAAGGUGUUGGUGCAUAAUGAUUGGGUUUGGAGCCUCGUACCUCAUGACACUAUACUAAUGAGUGCAGCAGGUUCUGAUGUACACCUUUGGGACAUUAAUAGUGGAACUCCUCUAGCCAUUAUCAAUAAUGCACACGUUGGCAAUGCAUAUUCUUUGGCAUGUAGUCAUACUGGGAAGCUCAUAUUUACUGGAGGAGAAGAUGGUUCUAUACACAUGUUUGAGAUCAUAAGAAAUGCUAAGUGUAGUGUGCGAAAGAUUGCAACAUGGCUUCCUCACACAGGAUCUGUUUAUUCUCUUGCUUUUGAAUUCCCUUGGCUUGUUUCAGCUUCCAGUGAUGGGAAAAUAUCACUUAUUGAUGUGAGAAAAUUGUUGAAAAAGACAAGCAAGCACUCUUCAAUUGAAAAUCCUUUUAAGGGCAACCACAUGGACAAAAAACAUGUAGAACCUCCUCAAAGAAUGCUCCAUGGGUUUGGCUGCAAUUUGUUCUCGGUUGGCAUUGGCUGUGAUCGUAUUGUUGGUGGAGGUGAAGAGGGUGUUGUAAGGAUCUGGAACUUCUCCCAAGCUCUGGAGAUUGAGCAGAGAGUCCGCACUUUGAGAGGCAUAAGGCUAGAAAACAGGAUGAGGAGACGUAAGCUCCAAGCAGAGAUAAGUUGUAAAGGUCGCAGCAGUGAGCAAUGUUUAGUUGCUGCAAAGAAGAACCAAACAAAUGGCGAUAGGAAUGGGUGGCAUUAUAAGCACAAGGUAACUGGAAAGCUGAAGGGUCAAAGUUAGGUUAUAGUUUCUGAUUAUUUUUGUGCUCUGUAGUUCUAAAGUCUAUGGCUAGACAUGGAUCGAAUUACAGUCUAAUUGACUUUUGUUGCUGUUGUCAUUUAGAUUUUAAUCAAAUAUUUGAUCCCUUUAUAAAAUUUGGUUAUGGUUACUAUCGCAAAGGAAAUUUCCUCUUGACAAACACAGUCGCAUCUCCUGAGUUGAGUGAUUGGCUGAUAGGGAAUGACGUGGGACUUGACAAUUCAUUUUGAUCCCUUUCUUUCUGAUAAUGUAAUAUUUGCUUGGCUCUUUCUUUUUCUUUUAACUGAUUGUGAAUAGAACGUAUUGGAUAUCAUGACCUGUGACUGGAAAAAUUUGGGUACCUGUACUUUGUUUGCUUGGUUAAUUUUGAUGUACAAAUGUAAGCAGUUAAGUCUUAUGACAUUCUUUAUUAGAUUAUUCAUUUGUUA